AUGUUUAUUUAUUUUCUUUCCUUUUUCAUUCCAUAUCUAUUUAUUUUUCUUUCUUUUUUCAUUCAAUAUUUAUUUAUUUAUUUUUCUUUCUUUUUUCAUCCCAUAUUUAUUUAUUUUUCUUUCUUUCUUUUUUCAUUCAAUAUUUCUUUCUUUUUUUUAUUUCUUUUUUAUUCCAUAUUUAUUUUUUUCUUUCUUUAUUCGUUCCAUAUUUAUUUAUUUUUCUUUCCUUUUUCAUUCCAUAAUUAUUUAUUUUUCUUUCUUUCUUUUUUGAUCCCAUAUUUAUUUUCAUCUUUCCUUUUUCAUUCCAUAUUUAUUUAUUUUUCUUUCUUUUUUCAUUCAAUAUUUAUUUAUUUAUUUUUCUUUCCUUUUUCAUCCCUUAUUUAUUUAUUUUUCUUUUUUUCAUUCCAUAUUUAUUUAUUUUUCUUUCUUUCUUUUUUCAUUCAAUAUUUAUUUAUUUUUCUUUAUUUCUUUUUUAUUCCAUAUUUAUUUUUUUUCUGUCUUUAUUCGUUCCAUAUUUAUUUAUUUUUCUUUCUUUUUUCAUUACAUAUUUAUUUAUUUUUCUUUCUUUUUAAAUUCCAUAGUUUUUUAUUUUUCUUUAUUUCUUUAUUUCUUCUUUAUUUAUUUAUUUUUUCCUUUUUCAUUCAUAAUUAUUUAUUUUUCUUUCUGUCUUUUUUCAUUCCAUGUUUAUUUAUUUUUCUUUCUUUCUUUUUGCUUCAAUUCAUAAGUAUUUGUUAUGCUUUUUUUUUACAUUUUUCUUCUUCAAUUCAUAAGUAUUUAUUAUGCCUUUCCUUUCAUUUUUCUUUUACGUAUUUACGGACUGUCCAUCUUACAAACUAA
Molecule: messenger RNA, 837 nt
Organism: Acanthosepion pharaonis
Lineage: Eukaryota; Metazoa; Mollusca; Cephalopoda; Sepiida; Sepiidae
Source: the annotation of a GenBank genome assembly